UUCUUACGUCAAGCCGGCCGGGAAGCUGCUGAGUUUGGGUUUUGAACGGAAGGAGCGAGCGGGAGUGUGUUACCGUACUUUUGGUUCAAUCAUAAAAGGAGUUUUGAGGCACCUCGAUGGCGACAGACAUUGUUGCACAGUUGGCUGACUCACUGGCCAAGACUGCAGUCGAAGAUGGAGAGCUGAGUUACAAAGGCCAGGGAAGAAAACUGGAUGAUGCCCAGUCAGUGGAGGAUAUGGUGAAGGAGAUCCAGGAAUUUGAGGGCCUUCAGGCUCUCAGACUGGAGGGAAACACAAUUGGUGUGGCAGCAGCACAGGCUAUCGCUAAGGCUCUGGAGACGAAGAGCGACUUCAAGCGCUGUUACUGGAGUGAUAUGUUUACUGGUCGACUGCGCUCUGAAAUCCCUCCUGCCCUGAAUUCACUGGGUGAUGCUCUGAUGCUGGCAGGUGCCAGGCUGACUGUUCUAGACCUCAGUGACAACGCUUUUGGACCAGAUGGCGUUAAGGGCAUUGAGAAGCUGCUAAAGAGCGUCGCCUGCUACACGUUGCAAGAACUUCGUCUCAAUAACUGCGGCAUGGGCAUUGGAGGCGGCAAGAUUUUGGCCGCUUCGUUGAGUCAGUGUUUUCAAAAGUCCAGUGCAGAGAAAACCCCCCUCAGCUUGAAGGUGUUUGUUGCAGGAAGGAACCGACUGGAAAAUGACGGAGCCACUGCACUCGCUCAGGCCUUCCAGCUGAUGGGCAGCCUGGAGGAGGUUCACAUGCCCCAGAAUGGCAUCAACCACCCUGGGGUGACGGCGCUGGCUUCAGCCAUGCAGCACAACCCAGGACUCCGAAUCCUAAACCUCAAUGACAACACCUUUACUGAGAAGGGGGCCAURGCCAUGGCUCAGGCACUGAAACACCUCCGAAACAUCCAGGUGAUCAACUUCGGAGACUGUCUGGUUCGGCCAGAAGGCGCUAAAGCUAUCGCUGAAACUGUGUCAGAGGGGCUGCCAAUUCUCAAGGAGCUGAAUCUGUCGUAUGGUGAGAUCACAGCAGAAGCAGCUCUGGCUGUCGUACAGGCGGUGAAGAACAAGGACCAGCUGGAAAAACUGGACCUGAACGGGAACUGUCUAGGAGAUGAUGGCUGCAAAGCUCUGAAAGACGCCAUGGAGGAGAUGAACAUGGACGAGUUUCUAGGAUCACUCAGUGAUGAUGAGGGCGAGCCGGAAGAUGACGAUGAUGAUUAUGAAGACGAGGAUGAUGAUGAAGAUGACAAGGAUGAAGAAGAUGUGGAUGAAGAUGAUGAUGAUGAGGAGGAGGAGGAAGAUGAGGAGGAUGAAGAAGACGAGGAAGAAGACAAGGGAGAGGAAAGCAGCCAGAACCAGCUGUCRACUCCAACAGCACCUCCUCGGCCACCCGACGUCUCUUCAUUCCUUUGCUUUCCAUCUCCAGACAAGCUGCUCAAACUGGGAGCCAAGAGAGCCCUGCUGGUCCAACAGCAGGUGGACAUUACAGAUGCAGCAAAAACAGCUGAAGCCUUCCUAAAAAUUGCAUCUGUGUACAAGGAGGAAAACAGUGAUGUGAAGUACGCCGUGUUGGACACUAUUGAUGGUCUUCUGAAUAAAGCGUUCAGCUCUCCUUCCUUUCAAAGCUACAGUUUUGUAUCGUCUUUGUUAGUGCUGCUCGGAUUUAUCAAGAGCGAGGACAAGGUCAAGCCCGUGCUAGUGGUCCCGGGCCACCUCCAGGCCUUGGAGCACAUUGUCCGGCAGGACUACUUCCCCAAAGAGAGCGUGGCUGUGCUGGAGGCGUUCGUGACCCGGAACAUCAGGUCUUUGGAGUCAUGUGGAAACGCUCGAAACAGCCUCCAGUCGACGCUGCAGAGAGUCCGAUCUCAGAGCUGAGGCGGUGCUCUCUCUUUGGACUUUAAUCACUCAUGGACCUUUUUGAAAAGCAGCGCACGCAAAACAUAUUUUAAAAGAAAAAAAUGAACAAAACCACCUUUUAAGAAGAAAGUCUUCACUGUAGCUGGGUUUUUUGGUUUCACCACUGUCUGUUAGAUAUUUUAUUUUUUUGGACUUGAAUGCUUUGUAUUUGAAGUAAAACGUUUUUCUGUGGAAGCUGGAAGCUCUUUUGUGUACAGGACUGCUCUGACAAACAGAAUCUGAAGAAUAUGACACCAAACUGCUCUAAUCACAGGAUAUUCUGGACUCCUCAACUAUUUUAUUUCUAUUCUCAAUUUAUAUAACUUUUUACUAAAGUCUCAAAAGGAGUAAAUAUGGUCAAAAUAUCUACUGACCAAAUAAUUGUACAAACAUACAACUGAAGUGUAUUUUUGCCUUUUUGUGGCACAGGGUGUAACGUUUUUAGGAUUUAAUUUGCAAAAUAAAAGUUUAAAAUGUCUGA
Molecule: messenger RNA, 2385 nt
Organism: Austrofundulus limnaeus
Lineage: Eukaryota; Metazoa; Chordata; Actinopteri; Cyprinodontiformes; Rivulidae
Gene: rangap1a
Product: RAN GTPase activating protein 1a
Exons: 16
Coding region: 117-1883 (588 amino acids)
Biological process (GO): activation of GTPase activity; nucleocytoplasmic transport; signal transduction
Cellular component (GO): cytosol; perinuclear region of cytoplasm; nucleus
Molecular function (GO): GTPase activator activity; small GTPase binding
Source: RefSeq, a predicted model, not a curated record